GCUGGGACGCUUCGGACACUUGUGCGUCUCUACGAGCAGAGCUGGAGGCGGCCAUUUGGGCCAGCGCCUGGCUGCUGCAAGCGCCCGUGCAUCUGCGCCAGGCCACAGUCAGCUUUCACACUGACAACAUGGACGUGCUCAGAGUAUACAGGGGAGGAUACGUGCAGGGCACCCUCCAACCGGCUCCCACUACGGGCUUCACGGACAUCAUCCCGGCCCCCAAGAAGGUUCCCAAAGGCCUCAAAACCUUCGCGCUCGGGUGGCGUGCUAUUGCCAACGUGCUCUCCCUGGGCCCCCGUGCGUACAAGGCCCACAAAGGGAGCCCCGACAGAUACCAAGGUUUCAAUGCCACUGGCCGAAUGAUGCGGCUCGCGGGCCAAUUCGCACAGAAGCCUUACUUCCUGAUAGGUACCGUGGAGACGCGUCUUCGUCGCACGGGUACCUCCGAGCUAGGCCAGUUCUACCUGUUGCACUCACAGGCCUCCGAC
Molecule: messenger RNA, 488 nt
Organism: Prorocentrum cordatum
Lineage: Eukaryota; Dinophyceae; Prorocentrales; Prorocentraceae
Source: the annotation of a GenBank genome assembly